GCACUGACAGGGAAUAGAGGGAGACGGAGGAGGCAGCAGCAGAUGGACUGCUGCACAACCUGCAACACACUCACAAAGGACAGCCUGUAUGUAUGACAGCAUGUGUGUAUGCAUGCAUGCAUGCAUACUGUAGCAGAGCAGGAACUGUGUAGGAUAAUGGUGGGGAAGGAGUGAGCGCCUUUCAUGUCCUGGAUGCAGAGAAAUAAUCCUCUGGAGGAGGGGAAAAAAGGGAUAAAGAGAAGUGAGCAGGAGGCAGAGGAGUGAACACUUUUGCUCCUCACACUUAAGUUGCUUUCAGGGCAGGUGCAAUCCCAGCACAAACCACUGUAGCAAACCAAACAUCAAUGUGUUUGACAGGAGAACCUCGAUAAAUGCUACGGACUGUGGCAGGACUUCUUGUUUAUUUGGUUGCACCACUUCUCUUUUUUUUUUUUUUCACUUAAGAAAAAUACAGCGGUUUUAUACGAGCCAAAAUAGCCUGGCUAGCUUUGGGAGCACACACUGAGGGGUCCUCUAUGGUGAAGAUGAGUCUGGAUCCUGUGCAGGUGAUGAGUGGACAGGUCAAGGAGCUCAAAGUUGCCCCAUCGUCCAACGGGGACAGCAGAGGAUCAUGGGAGGAGAAAGAAGAGUUUGACCAAGACCAUCUGGGCCUGACUUCCAAGCCAAUACCAGUGACAGGGAGACGAGCCCGGAAGGUGGAGGGAGGCAUAUUCUUCCCGAAGCCGGAGAACGCAGUGACUAUUGCUGUCUCUUCUCGGGUCUUGUUUCGGACUGAGCGGGAGCAGAAGGUGUUUGAGCAGAAAGGUGUGGAGGAAUAUCUGAGAUACCAAAUCGAGCACGAGAACGAACCCUUCGCCCCCGGACCUGCGUUCCCUUUUGUCAAGGCUCUGGAGGCCGUCAACUCUCGCCUGCGGGAGCUGUACCCACAAAGUGAGGAGCUGUUCGACAUCGUGUUGGUCACAUACAACCAUGCACACGUAGGAAUCCGGCUCAUCAACACCAUCAACCAUCACAACUUGUUCAUUGAGAGGUUUUGUAUGACGGGAGGAAGCAGUCCUAUUGGCUACCUGAAGGCAUGGCACACCAACCUCUACCUGUCUGCUGACGCCGACAAGGUCAGGGAGGCGUUGGCUGAAGGCAUUGCAGCAGCCACCAUGUUCAUGCCAGAAAAGCUGACGGAGGUAUCACAGUCCCAGCUACGGGUAGCGUUUGACGGUGACGCCGUCCUCUUCUCUGAUGAGUCUGAACGCAUCUUCAAGGCCCACGGGCUGGACAAGUUCUUCGAACACGAGAAGGAAAAUGAAGACACGCUGCUGGAUCAUGGUCCCCUGAAGGGUUUCCUGGAGGCACUGGGGAAGCUCCAGAAAAAGUUCUACGCUAAAGGCCACCGCCUGGACUGUCCCAUCCGCACCUUCUUGGUCACAGCUCGCAGCGCAGCGAGCUCCGGAAUCCGGGCGUUGAAGACGCUCAGAGCCUGGGGCCUGGAGAUCGAUGAGGCCUUGUUCCUCGCAGGUGCACCCAAAGGCCCCAUGCUGGAGAAGAUUAGACCCCACAUCUACUUUGAUGAUCAGAUGUUUCAUGUGGAGGGGGCGGCAGAGAUGGGUACCAUCGCUGCCCAUGUUCCCUACGGCAUAGCACAAAAACAUAACGCCAAGCAGAACACCGGUGUGAGGAAGUAGGCAGCAGGACUUCGGCUGUCAAAGGCACAGAAGAAAGAAGGGAUGAAGAAACAUCUUUAAAAAGAGCAGAAAGAAGAAGCAUUUAAAAUGAACUUUUAAUGUUGAGUGUUUGGGAAUGAAUCAUUUCCAUAAUGCAGCAAUUUAAUUGCAAGUUUGUUUGAUCAUGAUGUCAUCUGUCUCAGCUUAAUGCUAUUAGGAGCUAGAUAGAAGCCUGGAUAAAGGUCAAGUAGCGGUCUGGAACCUGAGAUGACCUGAAUGCCCACAUGUCCUUCGGCUACACAUUUCAAAACCUCCGCCUACUGAAUACUAUUGUGUUUUGUCAAAUCUCGCUUUAUAUGGCACUUUUGAAGGUGCUUAUUUGCCACAGUGAACUGAGUAUUUCCUCUCAGCACUACCUGUCUUCAUAAACAAGACACAUGUUCAGUGCUGCAAUGCUGGAGGACACUAAAUGAAAGGCUUCACAGACUCCUGUCUAAGUAAAGCACUACACUGUAUGUUGUCAAUAAAGCACAAUGCAGAGAUAUUAUAUGGUUAAAUAUUAUAGUGAUGUACUGUAGUAUGAGAGUUAAAGUUUCUGUCAGUCAUUUGACAGAAUGACUUCACAAACUUGUAAAAAUGUCUAGCUGGAACUCUACAGAAAGUUGUUGUAUAUUACUGAUGAUAGCACCGCUAUUCAUUCUUGUGUACAAAAGAAAUAUAGAAAGCCAUGAGUUUCAGUUGGUGCCUUAAGAGUAGAAUUAUACUUCUCUGGGCUGCAUGUAGGCAAGAGUGCACAGUUCCUUUUAUACUUCUAUGUACUAUGUUUCUGUUUGUUUUCACCCACAUUUCAACACUGUGUCCUGACAGGAUCUGAGUCAACCACUUGAGCUGUUGUUGAGCCUCUAUGACAUGCCCAUAACACACUCCUCUACUGAGAUCCUCCUUUGUACCGUUGUACCAAAAGCAUAAUUCCAUGACUUUAGAUGAAGACGUUUGGUCACAUUACACUGAUGAAACAUUUUAACUGCUGUAGGAUGGAGUGCCAUGAAAUUCAAUACAGACAUUAAGGCCAGAUUCUCUUUAGUGUCACCUCUAUGCAACAGCAUUAGUAUGCAAGAGCAAGACUUCUCCUGUUAGCACCGAAGGCUCAUGAGAAAUCAACCAGGUUGCAAGCAUAUGAUAUAUGCACCUUUGCCAUUCAGCUACCAAACAAUAUUAGAUGUAUUUCAUUGUGAAGAAGAUGCCAUAUUAUUUUUACUUUUUGUCCUAAACCUGUAGCUGUAAGUUUCAGUGGGUGCCUUUAGUUUUAAUGAAUGCACUAUUUAUAGCCAAGUGUCUCUGACUUUAAAUGUAACAUCAUGAACAAGUCAAAACUAUACAUGAGUUUAUCUCUUACACAAAACCUUUCAAACCAGCUAAAAUGAAUUCCCAUCUAUUGCAGCUCACCAUUAGGGAUGCGAAGACUAAAGGUCAGUACAUGCUGUUUGUUCAUCCAACCAAAUCUGCAAAGGUCUAUGUUAUACAACUAGAUUUAUUCUUUAUAAUUCAUUUAAAAAGAUGGAGCUGAGGUAGUUUCUGCUGGACUUCGAAAUUCUCUAGAAGUCUCGUGCUACGUUCAUACACUUUGCUCGGCACAUCUCUGGAAUAAUUGCAUUGACACGCUGCUGCAGUCCAAUCUGUAACCAGCUGCUAUAUCCUACAAAAAGCCUUUCAGAAACAUCCAGGGGUGUCCCAUGUGUUUUUCUGUGUUCAGUGUAAGUGGCCAUAUGGCUGCUGGUGUAGUAUGAACACAACUGCAUGCACAUCCACAGUCUACUUUCAAAGUCUACAUCAGUCAUGCAGACAUCAUGAACUGGCCUCAACAAAUACAGAUGAGAGCAAAUAAAGUUGAGUGAAUUCUGAUCAUUUGGUUCAACCGCUGCUACAAAAAUAACAGUCUGAUUUCUGUAUUUAAUCGAUUCCGUAAUUUUGCCUUCUGGUGAGCAUUACAUUUGCACAGGGAUUAUGUAUGCUUAGCCUUUAGCCCCUGUUUAAAAGUCAGUCUGGUAGCUGAAGGAAUUAAAACCCCUGUGCAAAUACACCAAGUGAAGUAUCACGUUACAGAUGUGCAUAAGGCAGCUAUCAUGGCUUAAUGCCAUGUCCUGUACAUCGACGCUAAAUCAAGAUCACACUCUGCUAAGGUGGCAUCGAUUAAUGUUGUGUAACCAAUAUAACUGUCAGCCUCCGAUCGAUACCUUGUUUCAAUUAUGACUUAUGUUUGAUUCAAAUACAGAAAAAAUGACUUUACAUUGGCAAAAUGGCCACAGUGGCCUUUAGAAAAUGUCAGUCCUCUUCACAUCCCUCCAUACUGCUUCCACUCUGUGUAUACUUAGCGAUGCUUCAUUACACCUCAUCAGCUUUCUGAGAAACGCGAAGCUCAGGAAAGUGACAAGCAAUCCAUGGGUUUAACCUGACACCCGAGACGAUUAAUUAAACACAUGUAUCUCUUGGCACUCGCAAACGAUGGCAAGUUAUCAGCUGGUACAGAUUCAGCAGGGAGAGAUAAUCAGGACUUGAGUUUGGUGACGUUCAGCACACGAAGCAGCGGUUUUCUAACAGCUUUAUUGUUGGCUUUGCAGUAAGAACAUGUAAAUGAACAAUAAAUAAUAAUUACAAUUGUA
Amphiprion ocellaris (clown anemonefish) is the source of this 4318-nucleotide messenger RNA. RefSeq names its product 5'-nucleotidase, cytosolic IAa (gene nt5c1aa). The transcript has 7 exons. Gene Ontology annotation, molecular function: nucleotide binding; 5'-nucleotidase activity; magnesium ion binding. Lineage: Eukaryota; Metazoa; Chordata; Actinopteri; Pomacentridae. Gene Ontology annotation, biological process: nucleotide metabolic process; adenosine metabolic process. The record is from RefSeq and is a predicted model, not a curated record. Bases 516 to 1679 code for a protein of 387 amino acids. Gene Ontology annotation, cellular component: cytosol; cytoplasm.